Chaetomium strumarium is the source of this 1701-nucleotide messenger RNA. RefSeq lists its product as uncharacterized. The annotation marks the transcript as partial. The record is from RefSeq and is a predicted model, not a curated record. Lineage: Eukaryota; Fungi; Ascomycota; Sordariomycetes; Sordariales; Chaetomiaceae. The transcript has 4 exons.
GGGACUGCCCAUCAUCCCACAUACGAAAGUCUGAAGGGAGCCAUCGACCAAUGUUGCAGUCUUUGCAUUGCCCUUUUGGAGAUGCUGGCCCCUGAACAACAAGACUUCCUCAUGGAUCCCUCUCGGCCGCACAAGGACGGCACCUCGGCGACCUUGCCCAAACACCCCCUCGCACUCACCAACCAUACACAAUCCCCGGAGACGUUGGCCCUGGCUAAGCGCUGGUUUUCCGAUUGCGUCCGACACCAUAAGAGGUGCACGGCCGCCUCUAGGGGCGGACCUUGGUAUCCGACCCGCCUCCUUGAUCUCAGCCGCAUCGUUCAUGAUGGCACGGAACCGAGCUCGGAUCAGAUACGCACGUAUCCUCAUCUCGCCACGGGAGUCCCAGUGGGAUCAUUGCCCCGGCUCAUGCGCGAUGCCAUAUUCAUCUCGCUCGAGCUGGGGAUUCGCUACCUUUGGGUCGAUUUGCUCUGUAUCUAUCAAGGCAAGGACGACAUAACCGACUGGCAGCGGGAGGCCGCACUGAUGGACCGAGUCUAUGCGAAUACCUUUUGCAACAUAUCGGCCGGCGAUGCAAACGGCUGUCUUGAGUCGCUGUUCAGCCCCCGGGACCCGAACGACUUCCUUCCCCAACUCAUUGAGUUGCAACUCGGAGAUCGCGAGGAUGAGACGGGCCUGUUCCGUGUGCACGACCUAGACUACUGGCGCCGAAGCAUUUCCCGAGCACCUGUCAACACGAGAGCCUGGGUUCUUCAGGAGCGUUUCCUCUCACCGCGGGUCCUUCAGUUCGACAGACGCCAGGUGCUCUGGGAAUGUCUCGAGGUCUCCGCCACGGACACCUGCCCGAAACACAUCCCGAUGAAUCUUAUGGGCCGAGACUACCUGCUGUUCAAGAGCUUGGUGCCCAUUGCCAAAAGCGAAAGCCCUCCUGAGUCCGAAAGAGACGUGAGGCGCACCUGGAUUGCCCUCGUUCGGGAGUACACUGCUUGUGGUUUGACUGUCCCCGGCGACAAGCUCAUCGCUAUCUCCGGCAUCGCGAGACACUUAGCUACCUUUGUUGAGGACGAAUUCAGCCUCGGGAAGACAACACGACCUGCCGAGUACCGUGCUCCUUCCUGGUCGUGGGCAUCGAUUGAGGGUCCGGUUCGGCCGGGGUUGGGCGGCUUUGGAUCCUCGCUCAUCACUGUGGAGGAGGUGCAGCUCGAAUAUCUAACAGGUGAUGUAUUUGGGGCGGUAACGGGCGGUUGGCUUCGUUUGCGUGGUCCGCUUAGGCAGCUGCAACUUGUCCGCAACAACGGGCCCGACCGCAACCCGGCGCGGGAGUGGGACAUGAUCUUAGAGGGCGUCAACGUUGCCAUGCCGGAGACACAGCCGCCGCACGAGCCGUACGGAGUGGAGGUUCGUCUCGACACCCUCCACGAGAGCUUUGCAGAACAGAACGCAAGCGACACGCUCUUUGCGAUGUUAGCCCGAAACAUCAUAAUUAAGGAAGGCCACAAAGACGCGGGUCACGGGCAUAUGCAUAUCCUGCUCUUCAACCUCGUCGACAAGGAGAACGCCGUCUUCGAGCGUAUUGGCCUUGCCAAGACCUGGCACUCAGCCUACAAGGAGGCAAUACUAAAGGCAGAGAGGCCAAGGAACGCUCCGGCACUACCGGGCGUUGACUGCGGGAACGGGGUGUAUUCGAUUUGUGUCAUUUAG